GUCACUCUCCUGCCCCCAGCCGCCAGGGACGGGAGAAGGGACCAGCGGCGGAAAUCCCCGGCCUGCGCGACGUAGGACAGGAGGGAGGAGCUGGCUCAGCCCGGGCACUGCCCAGCGGCUCUUUCACUGCUUCUCCUCCCGCCACUCGCCGAGGGACAGUGCCUGCGCCUCCCGCCGAGUCCGGCUGAGCAGCGCCCCGCGCCGCGCCGCGAUGGAGCCGAGAAGCUCUGGACUUUGGUUACUGUUUCUUUGUGCUCUAGGAUGCGUUAUUGCAGAGGAAGAUAAGAAAGUUAUCAGCACAAUAGGCAGCACUGCUGAACUGACCUGCAUUUAUCCUCAAGAGAAAAAAUUCAUUUUAAAUAAGCUACGCGUCUUUUGGCAAAUAGCAGAUGGUUCAAAACUGUGUUCAGUGGUACACACCUUUAAUUCUGGUCACGAGAACCAAAGUGAGCAGUGUGCAGACUUCAGAAACAGGACUCGAUUAUUUCAGGAUAAGCUGGAAAAUGGCAUUUUUUCUCUGCUGCUGCUAAACGUCAGCCUAAGAGAUGAACACACGUACCGGUGCAUAGUACAGAAGAAGGACGUAGUUUUCAGGGUUAUUCACAAUGCAGAUGUGACCCUCAAGGUAGCAGCCAAUAACAGCUUGCCAGUACUAAGUGAACCUACAGGAAACUGCCCAGAUAUUGGAGAAAAGGUGACAUUAAGUUGCAACUAUAGCCAAGGAUACCCAGAGCCAAACAUUUACUGGAUAAAUAGAACAGACAAUAGCUCCCUCCAUCCAUCAUCAUUAAAGAUCAUCCAAGACAAUGAUGGCACGUACAGUGUUUUCAGCACACUGAAGAUUGAACCAAAUUCUGAUAUAAAAGUAGGAUGUAUCAUAGAAAAUGAACUACUACAGCAAAAUCUAACUGUCCUCUUCUCGAAAGACGUCACAAACCCUAACCCGACCAGCAGCGAUCGGUUAUAUCUAAAUGAACCGGGAGCUCAGGCUGGAAGUGUCCUUGCCAUUGCCAUUGUGUUAGCUGGUCUAGCUGUUUUAACCUGCUGGCUGUGGAAAAGGAAAUCCCCUCACCAGAAAUCAUAUGCAGAUGUUCAACAAAAUGAAGAUGGAGCACAUCACAAUACACCCGUUUAAAUGGGAAAUUCUCAGAGAAUUUGGGCAGCUGGUGAUAUACCAAGAGAAUGCUGAAGCUAUGGAUGCUAUGUUGAAGCCAAGGACGGCAGCAUUAUCUGCAAUAUGAAUGACAUAGUGUUUCCAGAGCAUGGGCCAGGUCAAAUGGCAAAAACCUUCUCUGACAGAGGAGAGAGCAAAAUCCACCUGCUUUGGUCUGCCACUUCUAAACAGCCCUUGUGCUGGUUUCAAAAUACCUGUGUGAGUGAAAGGUACAGUUGUUCCCAGAUGCUGAAGCAUUGCUUCAGGAAUGAAAGACUGCCAACUGUUAUUUUAUCAAUCUAAGAAUUCCCUACUAGGAGAUAAGCAACUGUGUUUCAGCAGUGCUGACAAUUCUCUCUGCCUUUGAGACUUUUCAUAACGAUUACUGAACAUGAAAAAUGGCAGCUAGGCAAGUGAAAACUGCAAGACUGCGUAGAGCAAACUUUGUUGCCUGUUUUACUUCUUCCCCUUCCUCCAUGCAUCCUUUCACUGUUUCUGGGCAGCCUCAGUGGCAACAGAAAAAUAUCCUGAAGCUUCCAACUUAGACAUGCAGAGGUACCGGUGCCUAUAGCUGAACAAAACUUUUGAGUAUGAACAUUAGGAAGCCUUCUUUUAUUUCAGUUUAAGUGUGCAUUCUACAUUUUACAGAGUACUCGAUCAAAAAGGGAGUGUCCAUCAGUUGACAGAGCACAGAGAUUACCAGGAUUCCUAGGAAUUGCAUAGCACUACCUUAGCAUUGUCUGUGCUGAAUUCAGAUCAGCAGUUGCCUGUGUGCAUAUACUUUAGAGACUGGACAAAAAAAAAACAUAGUGUUAUCCUCAUUUUGGCAUGACAAGCGUCAACCGCUCCCUGUUGCGUUCUAGGAUACUGGAGAUUUGAAAUACAAUCUUCCUGCACUCCCUUCCCCUCCCCCACCCGUAAAAACAGGUGUGUAGCAUACACAGUCACAUUUGCCCUUGAUACAGCAAGAACAUCAUUAACAGACAAAGUAAAUGUGUGGCGAAAUCAGGGCCAUCCUUAGGAUUUAUGGGGCUCCAUGCAGUAUUAUUAAACCGGUGCCCCUAUGCCUGACGGCAGCCUGGGCUCACAUGUGUAUUUUAGAUAAGGGGGGUCUUUUGAAGGAUUUAUUUAAAAAAAAAUGUCUGAAGAUCCAAACAUUUAAGGCUAAAGAUGAAUACUCAGACUGUGCAUCUAAAAACCAGGUAGGGAUUUUUUAGAGAUGUGAUUUUAUAAUCUUCAGCAACACACUAAUGAAAUAUUUUUAAAGCAAUUUUUAA
Gopherus evgoodei (Goodes thornscrub tortoise) is the source of this 2430-nucleotide messenger RNA. RefSeq names its product inducible T cell costimulator ligand (gene ICOSLG). The record is from RefSeq and is a predicted model, not a curated record. NCBI's taxonomy places the organism in Eukaryota, Metazoa, Chordata, Testudines, Testudinidae. Bases 212 to 1135 code for a protein of 307 amino acids. The transcript is spliced from 7 exons.